Messenger RNA from Brassica oleracea var. oleracea, 664 nucleotides. RefSeq names its product protein AIG2-like. Lineage: Eukaryota; Viridiplantae; Streptophyta; Magnoliopsida; Brassicales; Brassicaceae. Bases 74 to 580 code for a protein of 168 amino acids. The transcript has 5 exons. The record is from RefSeq and is a predicted model, not a curated record.
AAAGGAAGAUAUUACUAACUCUCUGACGUGGAUUUCAUUUCAAAACUAAACCUACCAGUUUCAGAGGAAGACAAUGACUAGUUCUGAUCAAUCUCUGUCGCACAAUGUCUUUGUCUACGGCAGUUUCCAAGAACCACCCGUCGUCAGUUUGAUCCUCGAAUGCAAUCCGGUCGCCGUCUCCGCUCAGCUCCACGGCUUUCAUGUGUAUAGGCUGAAAGGACGUUUGCAUGCAUGUAUUUCUCCUUCUGAGAAUGGACUUACCAACGGAAAGAUACUAACUGGAUUGACAGAUGGUCAGCUAGAGAACUUAGAUAUGAUUGAAGGAGAUGAAUACGUGAGGAAGACUGUCGAAGUUGUGUUAACUGAAACCUCCGAGAAGAUGAAAGUGGAAACCUAUGUAUGGGCUAACAAGGAUGAUCCUGAUAUGUAUGGAGAAUGGGAUUUCGAGGAAUGGAAGCGGCUUCACAUGGAGAAAUUCAUAGAGGCAGCCAAGAAAUUUAUUGAAUGGAAGAAGAAUCCGGAUGGGAGAUCAAGGGAAGAGUUUGAGAAAUUUGUACAUGAAGAUCCUCUGGUGGCCUGAAGAAUUUAUGUGCUUUUGUUUUGUUACCCAUUAAGAUGUGUGUUGAAAUCACUCUCUUUAUCAAAUAUCUUUUACUGCAAGUAA